Molecule: messenger RNA, 408 nt
Organism: Spirometra erinaceieuropaei
Lineage: Eukaryota; Metazoa; Platyhelminthes; Cestoda; Diphyllobothriidea; Diphyllobothriidae
Source: the annotation of a GenBank genome assembly
AUGUCGCCGAUUUAUUACGCGUCGGACUGGGACAGUUCCGUCAUAGUUAAUAAUUGUCAGGCGAGAAAGUGGGUCGAAGUGGAUUCAGAUGACCACUGGAAUAUAUUCUGGGCUUCCGUCACCAGCGCAAGGGCGAUUUUCAACUCAGAAAGCGGAGUACGACUGCUUGACGACCAGGUGAGCGUGUAAGUAUCCUUAUCUCGCUGUCUUUCAGAUCAUAAAUCACUUUCCUAAUCAGUUCGAACUAACGCGUAAGGACCUUAUGGUCAAAAAUAUAAAACGCUACCGCCGCGUUUUGGAAAAAGAAUCCAACAUUUUGGCAGCCAAAGAUGACCAGGGACGGUAUUUGUACCUAGAUUUUAUUCCUACAACGUAUAUGCUCCCACAAGAUUAUACAAUUUUUGCUGA